GGUUAUUCUGUUUGACAAGUCGCUGGGCAACUGGUUAGCGACCGGUAACUAAUAAACAUCAACCACUUGUUUACAUACUUUUAAUCAGAGAAUAACACACAACCAAAUAAAAUGGAAAAACCUCAGAAAAUGCCCAAAGUAGCUAAGUUGCCUUAAGGUGGUCAGCGACAGUCGAUUUGCUAACUGAAAGAUUCUCUGCAAGUUCUCGAACAAUUGUUCUGGGAUUUUCUUCGAACAAAGCUCACAGAACAUCAUCUAAGGAAGAAAUCCUUCCUUGACCUUCUUUGUCUUAAAGGUUUCAGGGGAUAUUAUAAAUUGGAGAAUGGUCACCCUUAGGCCUUUCACCUGUACGGAUCUGCUCCAGAUAAAUGAAAUAAACCUGGAUCCAUUGACGGAAACAUAUGGAAUGCCUUUUUAUAUGCAGUAUUUGGCCCUGUGGCCCGAGUUUUUUAAAGUCGCGGUCUCACCCACAGGAGAAUUGAUGGGCUACAUCAUGGGAAAGGCAGAAGGAAAAGGCGAACUUUGGCACGGCCACGUGACCGCAUUGACGGUAUCACCUAAAUACAGGCGGUUAGGAAUCGCCGGCAUUUUGAUGAAAUCCUUAGAAGACAUAUCAGAAAGGAAAAACUGUUAUUUUGUCGACCUCUUUGUCAGGGUCAGUAAUAAAAAUGCAAUAGCCAUGUACAAAAAACUAGGCUACACUGUCUACAGGACAGUCAUGGAAUAUUAUUCCGGAGAGCCAGAUGAAGACGCUUACGAUAUGAGAAAAGCAUUGAGCCGAGACGUCCUGAAGAAAUCUGUCGUCCCUUUAGUCCAUCCUGUCAAAGCGGAGGAUGUCGAGUGAGCUGAUUUUUUACACCUGUUUAAAAAUGAUACCACCUCACAACUGGAUUUUCAAAAAAGAAAUUGUGUUCUUGAUAAUAUACAUUUGAAGGAAGGAUAACCUACUUUUAAAAAAAAAUCAUUAACAUAAAAAUUUCCUGUAAAAUUUUCUGUAUAGUAUAACUUAUGUUUUGUCUGUUUA
Cimex lectularius (bed bug) is the source of this 1024-nucleotide messenger RNA. Its product is annotated as N-alpha-acetyltransferase 20-like. Lineage: Eukaryota; Metazoa; Arthropoda; Insecta; Hemiptera; Cimicidae. Gene Ontology annotation, biological process: N-terminal peptidyl-methionine acetylation. The coding region runs from base 323 to 844 and encodes 173 amino acids. Gene Ontology annotation, cellular component: NatB complex. The record is from RefSeq and is a predicted model, not a curated record. The transcript has 8 exons. Gene Ontology annotation, molecular function: protein-N-terminal amino-acid acetyltransferase activity.